This is a messenger RNA of Staurois parvus, 338 nucleotides long. Lineage: Eukaryota; Metazoa; Chordata; Amphibia; Anura; Ranidae. The record is from the annotation of a GenBank genome assembly.
CACCCGCAAGUUCCGCCCAGCAAUGUGCCCCCACCUGUGCCCAGCAGUGCACCCACCUGUGCCACUCUGCAGUGCCACCUACCUGUGCCCAGAAGUGCCACCUACAUGUGCCCAGCAGUGCCACCCACCUGUGCCCACCCACCUGUGCCCACCAGUGCCACCCACCUGUGCCCACCAGUGCCACCCACCUGUGCCCACCCACCAGUGCUGCCCACCAGUGCCACCCACCAGUGCAGCCCAGCAGUGCUGCCAGUCAGUGCCACCAGUCAGUGCCCAGGGGUUGUGCCAGUCAGUGCCACCAGUCAGUGCCCAGAAGUGAUGCCAGUCAGUGCCGUCUA